UAUUUAUACAAAAAACAAAGCAAUAAAAGGAUAUAAAAUAAUUCUACAGGUUCCAAAACCAAAAGAGAAAUCUUUCGUUUGUUUAUGACAACAUAUUUAAAUGAACAAUUUUCCAUACAAAAUAGUUGAGAAAAACAACUAUAAAUAAUGCAUCGUCUCCAGUUCAAAACACUAUGCACCAUAUAAUAAAUCAAAUAUCUUUAAAAAUGUAUUACGAGGUGUUGGGGUUACUCUUUGCACUGUUAUUAUGGGUUGUAUGGGCACUAAUAAUAACAGAACGCCGCCGUCAUCGUCAACUGGAAAAACUAGGUCGGCUUCCGCCGGGCCCAAGGAAGUGGCCAGUUGUUGGAAACAUUUUCCAACUGGGCUGGGCACCCCACGAGUCAUUUGCCAAGCUGGCCCAAACCUACGGGCCCAUCAUGAUCCUAUGGCUAGGGUCCAUGAGUACCGUCGUCAUCUCAUCCCAAGAAACUGCCCGUGAGAUGUUCAAAAAUCACGACGUGGUCUUAGCCGGCCGAAAGAUCUACGAGUCCAUGAAGGGAGAUCACGGCAACGAGGGCUCUCUCAUUACGGCCCAAUACGGCCCACACUGGCGCAUGCUCAGACGUUUGUCGAUGACAGAAUUUUUCGUGACCAGCCGACUCGACGCAUCCAGAGGGGUUCGAGAGAUGUGCAUAGACCGCAUGGUGAAAUUUAUAGAGGAAGCUGGGGCGAGUAGAGGAGAUUCAGUCGAUGUGGGACGGUUUUUUUUCUUGAUGGCGUUUAAUCUGAUUGGAAAUUUAAUGUUUUCGAAGGAUCUUUUGGACACGAAAUCGGAGAGUGGGGCUAAGUUUUUUUACCAUGCGGGUAAAGUUAUGGAGUUUGCUGGGAAGCCUAAUGUGGCUGAUUUUAUACCGAUUCUUAGGCAUGUGGAUCCUCAAGGGAUCAGGAAAAAUACCCAGUUUCAUGUCGAGAAAGCUUUUGAGAUUGCCGGAGGGUUCAUCGGAGAAAGGAUGGAGACUAUGAAGAAGGUACAGUUCGAUGAUAAUCAUGGUAAAGCUCAUCACAAGAGAAGGGACUUCUUAGAUGUGCUUCUGGAGUUUCGAGGGAAUGGGACCGAAGAGCCCUCCCAGUUUUCUUCUAGGACCAUCAACGUCAUCGUCUUUGAGAUGUUCACUGCAGGGACAGACACAACAACAAGCACGUUAGAAUGGGCAAUGGCUGAGCUUCUCCACAACCCUAAAACACUAAAAAGAGUUCAGUCCGAGCUGAGAAGAACAAUCACUAAUGGGAAAAAGCUAGACGAGAGAGACAUAGAGAAUCUCCCAUACCUAAAAGCAGUCAUCAAAGAAACCUUAAGGCUCCACCCUCCUCUUCCAUUCUUAGUCCCACACAUGGCCAUGGACACUUGCAAAAUGCUCGGCUAUUACAUCCCAAAAGAGACUCAGAUUCUCGUCAAUGUUUGGGCUAUAGGGCGAGACCCCAAGACUUGGGAAGACCCUUCAGAGUUCAAGCCUGAGAGAUUCUUAGAGCCAAACAUGAUGAAGGACUAUAAGGGUCAGCAUUUUGAGUUUAUACCCUUUGGUUCCGGCCGCCGUAUGUGUCCGGCGGUUCCUCUUGCCUCUAGGGUACUCCCUUUGGCUUUAGGGUCACUUUUGUUGUCGUUCGAUUGGGUUUUGGCUGAUGGGAUUAAGCCAGACGAUAUGGAUAUGACUGAGAGAAUGGGAAUAACGCUCAGGAAAGCUGUUCCUCUCAAGGUAAUACCAAUCCCUUUUAAAGGACCAAUUUGUAAAGAUCAGUAACUAAGCACACAUAAUAACUUUGUGAAAAAGAAGGGUAAUGGAGACCGGAAGCAAGAGGCAAGGAAGGGGUUCAAUUAUGUAUGUUAUAUGUAUUGUACGAAAAAAUAAAAAUGA
This is a messenger RNA of Humulus lupulus (European hop), 1895 nucleotides long. Its product is annotated as iridoid oxidase. NCBI's taxonomy places the organism in Eukaryota, Viridiplantae, Streptophyta, Magnoliopsida, Rosales, Cannabaceae. The record is from RefSeq and is a predicted model, not a curated record. Bases 174 to 1781 code for a protein of 535 amino acids. The transcript is spliced from 2 exons. Gene Ontology annotation, molecular function: iron ion binding; oxidoreductase activity, acting on paired donors, with incorporation or reduction of molecular oxygen; monooxygenase activity.